AAACCCAUCCCAUCUGUGAAAGAUGCAGGAAAGGCAAGAGAGAAUGCGUCUACCCAGAGCCGCCCCCGCCAAAGGGUUCAUCAAGCGGGGGCUCCAAAGAUGCGGCAGCCGGCCCCAGUCAGCAGCCGAGCCCAAGUUCUUCACGCGGCGACGAUGACGACGACGAGGUCGAGCACGAUGCGAAAUUGGACCCCAUCAUGGACGAAGACGUAGACGAGCCCGAGAGCGCGACGUCGCAGACAUCGGCGCCGAAUUUUCCCCUCCGGCGGUCCAGCACUACCUCCUCUUUCGGUCGCCAGCGCGUCGGGGCAGGCCACCGUCAGGGGUCGGAGACCCCUUCAGGCGACGGGACCUCGUCCCCAGCAUUGUCGACGGGCCCUACCGGCGCACACACCCCCGCCGGGCCGCACUGCCUCGACGCGGCCAACGUUGCGUCAUCCGGCCGGCCCGACUGGACGUUCCUCCCGCACGAGCUGCAGUUCUACCUCAGCUACCUCUACGAGAACAUCACUCAUUACCAUUACGGUGCCGUGCACGACGCGGACGACUUCUUUCGGCCGAUCCUGGUAGGGCUGGCGCUCCGCAACGAGGCGCUGCUCUAUGCCGUGGUCUGCUUCGCAGCAUAUCACCACGCGAUGAGGGACCCAAAUGGAAGGAUCAACCAGUUCCUUCAAUACUACAGCCGCAGCGUCACGCUGCUUCUGGAAUGCCUGAAGAAGACGGAGAAGUACAGCGUGGGAACGCUGCUGACGAUCCUGCAGCUUGCUACGAUAGAGGAAUAUCUGGGCGACUGGAUCAACCUCAUGGGCCACCAGAAGGCAGCUUUCGAGGUGCUCACGAACCUCUUCACGCCCCAGUCGGCCAUGCAGACGCCCGUGGGCCGUGCGGCCGUGACGUGGUACGCCAGGUACGACGUCUUCAUCGGCAUCAUGGGCAACUUCGGGACCUCCUUGUCUCGGGAGUGGUUCCUGGCCGCGGUGGAACACUACGAGUCGCGGGCGGCGGCAGAGCCCCAGAACGUGGGAUGGAAAAUUGAGGCGUGCUCAGCACGCUUGCGGCUGGUCUCGAUGGAGAUGUCGUUGCUCUAUGCCAAAGGCGCCAAGCAAGAGGUCACCGAGGAGGAGUACACUGCGGAGCAUUGCGCGUUGUCUGCAGCCUUGGACGACUGGAAGAACGGCUGGGAUCCUGCCCUGACCGAUGCCGCUUUUCUCGUGACCAACUUCCCCGGAAGCCAGGCCGCGGAAUCCGACGACGCCGCCAAUCCCUUCGGCCCGGGCGCCCUGUUCCGGGCCCCGCUAUUCGCCUCGACGCUCCUGACUUGCGAGUACCACUCGGUUGCGCUCAUGCACGCCAGCCAGAGCGCGGCGAAGCUGACGGAAGACGACCGGUCGAGGUUGAUGGAGCGCGCGCACGCGAUAUGCCAGAUCUGCGGGACGGUCGAGCUGUGGCCGCAGAGCCCGCCCGGCAGCCUCAUCAUCCUGCAUUCGUGCCUCGCCAUUGCAGCACUCUAUAUGCGGCCGGAUGCGAGGCACCACUUGUGGGUGAGGAGGAAGUUUGCCGUGCUGGAAACGAUGGGGUACAUAUCUCCCAUCACGAUGCGCACACGUAUGGCAGAACUAUUUCACGACGAGAGCUGCAUUCGGUGGUGGCUCCCGAACGACGAGGGCUUCAGCCCCCUGCUGCAGAAUAUCCGGGCCAUUGCGGACGAACGCAACGCCAUGGCGGUGGCGACGCAGAGAGAGAGCCUGCAACAGAUCCACCACGUGUUUUCCAGGAUGAAUCUUGGGACGGGAGACGGGCUCGCCGAGGGCGACGACAGCGCGCGGGCCGAAGAGAAGGGGAAGCACCCCACGGCCUGAACGAAAAAACCAUACGGGGUUGGUACGCUUGGAGGCCGGCCUACUGCGCUUUGUUGACUGCCGCU
Thermothielavioides terrestris NRRL 8126 is the source of this 1924-nucleotide messenger RNA. RefSeq lists its product as uncharacterized. NCBI's taxonomy places the organism in Eukaryota, Fungi, Ascomycota, Sordariomycetes, Sordariales, Chaetomiaceae. Gene Ontology annotation, cellular component: nucleus. The transcript is spliced from 4 exons. Bases 198 to 1859 code for a protein of 553 amino acids. Gene Ontology annotation, biological process: positive regulation of transcription by RNA polymerase II. The record is from RefSeq and is a predicted model, not a curated record. Gene Ontology annotation, molecular function: DNA-binding transcription factor activity; transcription cis-regulatory region binding.